ACCCCUAUCCUUUUCUCCCAAAGAGAUUCAGAACUUAGGUCCAGGUCCCUGCCAAGUCUAAGGUCCCUUCCUUAACCUCCAAGAGGCUCAAUGAAUUAGGACCUCUGCUCUACAGUUUGGCUUCUGAAAAGUGGCCCUGACACUCCUAACAACCCCUAACCCCCCAUCCCAGGGCAGCAAAGUCUGAGAAUCACUAUUAACUUCCCACUCCCAAACUGGAUCAAGGUUCAGGGAUCUUUCUUCUUCUUUUAUUUAUAUUUGGAUUAAAUAGAAGGGAGAAUAUGUGAAAGAACUACUUGUGUGAUGACUUAGAUCUAUGCUCUUGUGUCCACAAACCUUCUUGUGUGAGGCACUCACAAGCUUUGGUUCUGGGUGUAUGAAAGUAAUUGUAAAUGUCUCUGUGUGUUCAGAAUCUUAUAUGUAUGUGUUCUCUCUGUCUACAUGGGUGUAAGUUUGUAUAUCUGCCUGAGUGUAUGCCCUACUCUUUGUGUGAAUAAGUACAUUCUCUGCUUCUGGAUGCUGUUACUGUACAACUAAGAAAAGGCAGUGAUGAAUGCAUGUUUUCUGGGCCUGUGGCUAGAAGAAAUUCUCCUAACCCAAUGCCAGGUCUCUUCACCACCCACUCCCCUUCUAUUAGAAUAAAAUGGACCACAAAGAAGGAGUGACCCCUUUGCCCAGUCUUUCAUUCACAGGAAACAUGUCGCCUGUUUUCUCCAAGAUGACGCUGAACACCCAGCAGGAUUCCCAGACCGUUCUGAGAAGGCGAGCCAGUACCCCACUAUCCUUAGCGCCAAAACCUAGCUCAGGUCUUUUGGCCCCAAAGCCCUCCAGGAAACCGAAUCACCCCCAACUCUCUCAGUCAUCCUCUCUCAAUCCCCCUAUUCGACCUCCCUCACCUGCCCUGGACAACUGGUCCUCUGACUCCAGCGACUCUGGUGAUUCCUUAUACCGGGUAGUCCUACUUGGAGACCCCAGGGUAGGAAAGACCAGCCUGGCAAACCUUUUUGCUGGUGUACAGGAACGAGACCUACAGGAUCAUCAGGGAGAGGACGUAUAUGAGAGGACCCUAUCUGUGGAUGGAGAGGAUAUGACACUACUGGUUAUGGACACCUGGGAAUCAGAGAAGCGGGAUGAGAAGAGCUGGCACCGUGAUUACUGCCUACAGGUGGGCAACGCCUAUGCAAUCGUGUACUCCAUCACAGACCGAAGCAGCUUUGAGAGUGCCUCUGAAUUACGCAUCGAGCUUCGAAGGACCCGCCAAGCAGACAAUAUUCCUAUCAUCCUGGUAGGGAAUAAGGCAGACCUGGUGCGCUGUCGGGAGGUGUCAAUGGAAGAGGGUCGGGAUUGUGCUAUGGUAUUCGACUGCAAGUUCAUUGAGACUUCAGCGGCCCUGCAACACAACGUAGCUGAACUCUUCGAGGGCAUCGUGCGCCAGAUCCGCCUGCGUCAGCUGGGCCAGGAGGCAAAUGACUCCCGUCUUGCAGCUCCUCGUCCCAAGAGCCUCAGCCAGAGGGCCCGACGGUUCCUGGCCAGGCUGGCCACAAGAAACAACAAGAAGCUAGCAUUGAAGGCCCGAUCCAAAUCCUGCCAUGACUUGUCUGUGCUCUGACACUAGAUUGUGCCUCACUGGGCUCCAAGAACAGAAAAGGGAGAGGGGAGAUACCAUCUAACCUGGGAUCAGUCCCAGAGAUUCCCCCAGCUACCACCUUUCCCCUCCAUAUAGUCACUUCCCUGCUGCACUGAACCAAAUGUCUUCUCCUCCAGCUAUUGCUGUGUUUAGCCAUAAUGACUCCAAAUUGGGAGGAGAGGGAUUCCCAAGCCUGCAAAGCAAGAAGCAGGUGGAGGUCCAUCCAGGAUGGACUUAAAAGCACUGUCCAAUCUCAUCAGGCACUUCCCUCUUCAUACCCCCAAACAGGGAAGCCAGUGUAGUCUGGGUGAUCCCGAGGAACACAAUAUUGGCACCCCUGCUGUGACUGUGAAUCAGGAGAGAGAGUGCCAAUGGUGGACAAGAGAUCCAGGUGCCAGCCCUGAACCCCCAGGGACAGGAAUCCCCAGGGUUGGCAGCAAGCUAAGGGAGGAAGCUGCUGGAUGGACAGUCCAGGUAGUAAUAAACAGAACCAGCAAAGCCAUCCUUUGGGGGUGGGGUGGGAGAAACUCCCUUGCUGGAGAUAGGGUGGACAGACUUGGAGGAAGAGAUAAUGCUGCCAUCUAUACCUUUUCAUGCUAUCUGUCUCGUCACCAAGCUAUCCAGCCAACUAUGGUUCUAAAAGCUCCCACAAUAAACCAAACCUAAGAGAUGCCCCAUCCAUCAGUUACUGUGUCUACUCAGAGCCCACUUUUCCUUCUCUUAAGUCAGGGCAGAAUUUUAGAAAGAAAGACAUGAGUUAAAGACUCAAUUCUCUCUUCCUAAGCCUUGACUUCAUCAACAAUGCUUUCCAAACUAUAUUUCUGAUUGCCCCAUAAUACUCAAAUUCAUCUCUUUGGACAAUGAAAAUAUAUAAAAUAUAUAUGUAUGUAUAUCUAGAGAGAAGAUAUAUAUAA
Molecule: messenger RNA, 2541 nt
Organism: Antechinus flavipes (yellow-footed antechinus)
Lineage: Eukaryota; Metazoa; Chordata; Mammalia; Dasyuromorphia; Dasyuridae
Gene: REM1
Product: RRAD and GEM like GTPase 1
Exons: 4
Coding region: 644-1609 (321 amino acids)
Biological process (GO): negative regulation of high voltage-gated calcium channel activity
Cellular component (GO): plasma membrane
Molecular function (GO): calcium channel regulator activity; GTP binding; GTPase activity
Source: RefSeq, a predicted model, not a curated record